Molecule: messenger RNA, 573 nt
Organism: Fopius arisanus
Lineage: Eukaryota; Metazoa; Arthropoda; Insecta; Hymenoptera; Braconidae
Product: homeobox protein engrailed-2a
Exons: 1
Coding region: 1-573 (190 amino acids)
Biological process (GO): regulation of transcription by RNA polymerase II; embryonic morphogenesis
Cellular component (GO): nucleus
Molecular function (GO): RNA polymerase II transcription regulatory region sequence-specific DNA binding; DNA-binding transcription factor activity, RNA polymerase II-specific
Source: RefSeq, a predicted model, not a curated record
AUGUCGGGAUCGCAUCCCAGACGAAAAAGUGACUUCAGCAUCGCGAGAAUUCUUGGGGAUGACUCUAAAUCAUCUUCAGGGAUUAAAGAGGGAGAAGAAAUAACGAGUGAUUGUACCGAUUGUUCAUCCGAUAGAGAGGAUGAGGUAGACGUUGUGACUGUUGAGGACACCUCCACUGGAGGUUCAAAGGAACGACUACAGCCGGACUGCGAUGAAGAGGAUUUGUCUCGAGUGAAAAAUUCAAAUUUGAAUAUUUGUGGGGAUCUAGGGGCGCGGAAUCUCCAGUGGCUCCAGUGCACCAGGUACAAGCCUCCGAGACUUCCCCGGAGGAGUUCUGGCAGCAGAAACUCCAAGAGGAGACCAGCCACUCAUCCCAGGAUACCUUUCACUUCAUUUCAACUUGGAGUACUUGAAGAUAAGUACAAGGGUGGGCCCUAUCUCACCAGGAAGGAUGUCCUCCAGCUUUCAGGGGUCCUCAAGCUGCCCCAGAGUCGUGUGAAAAUUUGGUUCCAGAAUCGAAGGGCCAGGGAUCGACGGGAGAGCAAGAUCUCCAGUAGUUUGAGGAUUUCGUAG